Cucurbitaria berberidis CBS 394.84 is the source of this 2381-nucleotide messenger RNA. RefSeq lists its product as uncharacterized. The coding region runs from base 125 to 2296 and encodes 723 amino acids. The record is from RefSeq and is a predicted model, not a curated record. NCBI's taxonomy places the organism in Eukaryota, Fungi, Ascomycota, Dothideomycetes, Pleosporales, Cucurbitariaceae. The transcript has 5 exons.
CGACGCCCGGACUGUUCAGACACGUCCCUGGCAAGCCCUCGACAACACCGUAUCCCCCCGACCGACGGAGCCUCGCUCAGGCUAUCCCAUUCCCUCUCAUCAGUGUGUCGGUCUGCAAGGCAACAUGGCUAGUAGCUCAAAGAAACGGAGAAGCUCAAAGUCGCCCAGUCGUGAUGCUGCUUCGAAACGAGUGCGGCCAACCUCGACCACUGCAUCAACUCAUUCACACCAGACUGGAAGUGAGCCGAAACUCGCACGCGCUAAAUCCGUCUUUCGUGGUGAUCAAGACCCAUACUUCCCUAACAAGCACGAACGCGCUACAUCGUUGCCCACUGGGGAUGAUUGGGCCUUUCGAGUCAAGGUCAUCUCGUCCUCAACCGACCUCAACGAUGAUGUCUUUAAGAAAGCCGUCCAAGGCUUAGUCAAGAUCUGUUUUCCGCAAGGCGUCCUUGAGGAACUGGGUAUCGAUGUCGUCUACCAGCACAUGCAGGAGGAAAAUGCGUCGGAGGAGAACAUCGCGAGGAUGAAGGAUAUCUUCCGAUCGGAAAUGAUGCACCGCAUCACCUGGAUGCUCGCCGAAUAUAUGGAUUCGCCCGCACGGGUUGAGGCAGGCGUACAAUCCAUGAUUGCAGCGAGUGCCAAACUGCAUGGUGACAAGCUGGGAAACGAUGUGCUAGGCGAUAUUAUAACCAGCCUGCACCGUCUCAGGGAACACGUCCCGGAUGACUCUACCGGGCGAUUGGCAAACAUUGACGUGCUUCAGGCCGUACCCAGCGGCGAUGAAACCGACAAUAUGAACAAUAUCCAGAAUAGUUCGGAUGAGGCAUCUGAGGAGCAUGUGCCUGUUCCGAAGAAGAAGAAUAAAAAGCGCGACAAGAACAAGUCGCGCAAAGUACCUCGGAAGCCUCCAAGUGAAGAAAACGAAUUGGAUAUGAAUAUAGAUGAGCCAACUUCUCGAGCGGAACAUGUCUCACAACCUUCGACUCAAUCGCUGCAUGAAAACAGGGACAACAAGAUAUCGUCGAAAUGGUUCUGGGACGUCAACCCAAAUGGUCUUGCCGCUAAAGAUGUCUCUGAACACUUUAAGAAGACUAGUGAUCUUUUCGCGUUUCAUGCACUACCUAUCGCAAAGAAGAAGGUUGGGCCGAAUGCUAAGAGAAAGGCAAUCAGGUAUGAGAUGGAGUCAAUGCUUGCAGACAUGCAGGAUACCGAAUAUGAUAAGUGGGUUGAGAGCCACCAGAAGCUCCUAGACGGCGAUAGAGAGAUGCUCGUCCGCCCGGAACCAGAUGCUACGUUCAACAAUCGAGGGAGAAGCGCAGCGACGCCUGCACCCAUUGAUGCUCGUCGGCGCGUGGAGAAUAAUAUACAAGCUAUGGGAAGCAAUUCGAGUCAGGGCGCUGGAUAUGAAGAUAGAGUCAGCAUGCUGCCUCAGCAUAGUACUCUUAUCAAGCGUGAAAUCAAUGCUGAUCUGAGCGCGCCAGCAGGAAAUCAUCAAGCAAAAGCACAAACAGACGAAGUCGCGGCGGCCACAACCGCCUUUCGGCACUUAUCCACCGAAGAGCGCAAUUUUCGACCGCCGGUGACGAGUAUCGAGACUACUGGUAGAGACGAUGGUGAAGAUCUACAGGUACCGCGAAUGGAGUCCCCAACUCCUAUAGUAGAUCUUUUAUACGGCGAUGCACAAAUUGAGCGCAAUGAUAGACUCGGCGCAGUGCAGCUACUCAUGGCGAGGCUGUGCCAGCGAGUGAUUGUUGACUCAAUCACCAUAGCACAAUACGAUGGUACCUUCAAGCUGAUGACGAGUUCAUCCCUUCAGAAAGAACUUACAACAUGUUUUGUAUCUUCUAGAGGCGGAUAUAGUCCUCAAAGGUUGAGGAUAAAGCUUGAAGAGAACCUGAUUCCAUGGAUCUGCACCAAUGCUCAACUCUUCCCUGAGCUCAGGCACCAAGCAUUUUUCUUCACCCAUAUUAAACCAACCGAUCUUGUGGUGAUCAAUAAAUUCUGUGACAGAAGUCUUGCAUUAGACAAAGAAUCCCGGCCGAUCUUCAAAGCUUCUGUGACCAUGAUCCUGCAUAAAAAGGGCUUAUCUCCGAGUAUUAAGUGUGGACGGAAGAAUCAGCCUUUCCAAGACUACCUUCAUGGCAUUGUUCCCAAUAAUGAACCCGACAAGCUCAAGCGCCAUAGGAUGGAUAAAGUCCUCCGCCAUCUUGUGUUCGUGCACUGGGAUAAAUUUCCCGAGUUCAGGGACACGAGGUUGGUUAAAGAAUGGGAGCACUUGACGGGACUGAAGUGGUGAGGGUGAUCGCGAGAUGGAGCUUUCCACUGUCACCAUGUCUAAACCGAAUGCUAUUCUAGGAUGAAGCGAUGUUAUGUAAGAGAAA